AUGGGAAAAACGCAUAUAUGGGAAAAACGCAAAUAUGGGAAAAACGCAAAUAUGGGAAAAACGCAAAUAUGGGAAAAACGAAAAUAUGGGAAAAACGAAAAUAUGGGAAAAACGAAAAUAUGGGAAAAACGAAAAUAUGGGAAAAACGCAAAUAUGGGAAAAACGCAAAUAUGGGAAAAACGCAAAUAUGGGGAAAACGCAAAUAUGGGGAAAACGCAAAUAUGGGAAAAACGCAAAUAUGGGAAAAAAGCAAAUAUGGGAAAAACGCAAAUAUGGGGAAAACGAAAAUAUGGGGAAAACGCAAAUAUGGGGAAAACGCAAAUAUGGGUAAAACGAAAAUAUGGGAAAAACGCAAAUAUGGGAAAAACGCAAAUAUGGGAAAAACGAAAAUAUGGGAAAAACGAAAAUAUGGGAAAAACGAAAAUAUGGGAAAAACGAAAAUAUGGGAAAAACGAAAAUAUGGGAAAAACGAAAAUAUGGGACAAACGAAAAUAUGGGACAAACGCAAAUAUGGGAAAAACGCAAAUAUGGGAAAAACGCAAAUAUGGGAAAAACGCAAAUAUGGGAAAAACGCAAAUAUGGGAAAAACGCAAAUAUGGGACAAACGCAAAUAUGGGACAAACGCAGAUAUGA
Molecule: messenger RNA, 633 nt
Organism: Schistocerca americana (American grasshopper)
Lineage: Eukaryota; Metazoa; Arthropoda; Insecta; Orthoptera; Acrididae
Exons: 1
Coding region: 1-633 (210 amino acids)
Source: RefSeq, a predicted model, not a curated record